CACACACUCUUACACCUUCAGUAGCUGCCGGCCAGCUCACUACCUCUUUCUUCUACUUCUUCAUCCCGCCGGUUGGCUCAUCUUCUUUCGCUUCUCAAGCCUUCGAGCGCUCUUCUCGCUUCGCUUCUUUCGCCUUUUCCCCUCGCCACCCAACCUCACCACCUCGCCCACCCUCUCACCCUCACGAUGAAGGUCGCCUCUACCAUGCUCAUCACGGCGCUGGCCCUGUCUGCUGUGCAGGCUGCUCCGGCGCCCAUCAUGGAGGAGCGCUCCGAGUCGACGACCGACGCCGCCGCCGCCGAGGCUCCCGUCGAGGCGCGCAAGUUCCCGCUGACCAAGGCGCAAGGCAAGAUCGCCGUCGACAAUGCCCGCGAAGGCAACGGCCACCCGCCGGGCAUGCGCCGCUCGCUGCCCGAGGACGCCGAGGCCGAGGUCGACACGCGCGCCUCGCACAAGCAUCAGAUCAAGAUCGGAACGGGAAUCAUCAGUGUCAUCGGUGGCGGCAUUGCCACUGCUGCUAACACGUGGAACCUCACGCACCCGCCGCGCUCGGUCGACGACGAGGACGAGGACGUCGAGGCACGCGACGACGCAGAGGCUCGCGCUGUCGACGGCGCUGGCCGCGACGGCAUCGACGCUCGCGACACGACGGACGCCGAGACGGACCUCGAGGCUCGCAGACUCACGGGCAACCAGAUCGGAGGCCUGGCGAUUGCCGGAGGCUCUGUCCUCGCCUUCGGCGCAGGCGUCGGCAAGGGCGUGUACGACCGCGUGCACCACAAGAACCGCCGCAGCCUCGAGGAGGACGACGAGCAGCUCGCACGUGACACGGCUCAGGACCAGAUCGAUUACACUCCUCGUGAGCUCGCCGAGGAGGACCAGGAGAUCGCUGCUCGCAUGGGCAAGAAGGCCAAGUGGGCUGCCAAGAUCGUCGGAGGCACGGCGGCCAGCGCGACGAUCAUCGGCGGCGGCCUGACGGCCGCACUGCUCCCCGCGCACCUCAGGGAGAAGCAGCAGGCCCGCGAGGCCGGCGCAGACCAGCACGUCGCUCGCGACCUCACCGAGGAGGACUACGCGCUCCUCGCUCGCCACGCCGAGGGCACGCAGGCCCUCAUCGCCCGCUCCACCGAGGACGACCAUGUUCUCGCCGCCCGCUCCGCCGAGGAGAACGCGCAGGCGAUCAUCGCUCGCUACGUCGAGGACGAGCAGGCCCUCGACGCGCGCAAGCUCGGAGGCAAGUCGAAAUUCGCUAUUGCGGCGGGUGGAAUCGUUGCUGCGGGCCUUACGGGCGUUGGCAUCGGCUCGGUGAUCAAGCACUACCAGGAGAAGAACAAGGGCCGCUCCCUGGACGAGCAGCUCUCCGCGCGCGAGAUCGAGGAGCUCGAGACCCGCAUGUCCGGCAAGGCCAAGUUCGGCUUGGCUGUUGGUGGAGUCGUUGCGGCGGGUGCCACUGGCGUCGGCCUUGGCUCGCUCGUCAAGCACUACCAGGACAAGCACAAGGGCCGACGCGACCUCGAGGGCGAGGAGCAGUCGGAGCUUCUUGCGCGCGAGCAGCCUUCUGAGCUCGAGGCACGCGGCACCGCGGGAAGGCUGGCGUACGCAACAGCCGGCCUGGUCAGCACGCUCGGCGCAGGCGUCGGCGGAGCUGCCCUUUACAACCACUUCCACCCGAAGCAACGCGACAUCUCGGACGAGCCGCUCUCGGAGCGCGAGGAGCUCGAGGCACGCGGCGGCAAGACGAAGGCCGCCGUCUAUGCCGCCAGCAUCGUGGGCCAGCUGGGCAUCGGAGCAGGCGGAGGCGCACUCUACGAGCACUUCCACCACAAGCAGCGCGACCUCGACGGCGAGGAGCUCUCCGCACGCGAUGUGCAGCUGUACGAAGCCUGCGCACGGGACAUCGAAGCCGUGGCCAACGAGCUUGCCUCACGCGGCUACGCGGUCGACGCUCGGGACGUCCAGUCCGCACAGCACGAGCUCCUGGCCCGGAGCCUCGACGACCACAUCGCCGCGGACUCGCUCGAGGCGCGCGGCCACGGGCUCGGAACGAGCGCGAAGGUCAAGCUCGGUGCCGGUCUUGUGGCAGGCGCAACGGUGCUGGGCGGAGGCAUUGCGGCGGCUGUGAUUCACCACAAGAACAAGAACAAGCAGCGCGACCUCGGACCAGAGGAGCUGCUCGACGCCCGCGACGUGGCGGAGGUGGCGGACUCGCUCGAGGCCCGCGGGAGCGGACUCGGCAAGAGCGCCAAGGUGAAGCUCGGCGUCGGUCUGCUGGCAGGCGCGACCGUGCUUGGUGGAGGCAUUGCAGCGGCCGUCGUGCACCACAAGAACUCAAAGAACAAGCAGCGCGAUCUGGACGGACGCCGCGACUACGAGGAGCUGCCCGAGCGCACUUUGGAGGAGCUGUUGGAGCGCCAGAUCAUCGAGCUGCCGGAGCGCGACCUCGACGAGCACGUCCUUCCUGAGCGCGCGCUGGACGAGGAGGAGCUCGCUCUCGAGCGCCGCCUGAGCGGCAUCGGCCGCCUGGCAGCCAGUGGCGCUUCAGCAAUUGCCGGCGUGGGCUCCGUCGCCGGCACGACGCUCCUCAUCAACCACUAUCGCAACAAGGACCGCCAGCACGCCCGCCCGCAGGCCCGCGAGCUUCCGGAGCGCGCCAUCGACGCGGUGUCGGAGCACGACGAGCCGGACCAGCUGGUGGACGAGCGCGCAAAGGGCUGGCGCCAUGCCACGACGGCUGACCGCAUUGCUGUCGGAAACGGGGCAAUGUCCAUCGGGGGGGCCGCGAUGGGGCUCGCUGCCGCGGGCAUCACGGCGUAUCACAAGGCCACGGCGCCGCGCGACCUUGAAGAAGUCCACGGGCGCGCUCUCGAGUCUCUGCCGGAGCACGAGCAGGCUCUCCUCGCCCGCAAGUUCGGCUGGAAGGCAGCCUCGCAUGCCGACAAGCUCGGGGUGGUCAAUGGCGUUCUCGGAGGCGUCGCCGGCGGUCUCGGAGCCGCCGCCGGCACGGUCUACCUCGUGAAGAACAAGAACAAGCGAGACGAGGACGAGGCGUCGCUCGAGUCGCGCAAGUUCGGCUGGAAGGCGGCGUCGCACGCGGACAAGCUGGGCGUCGUCAACGGCGUGCUCGGAGGCAUUGCGGGUGGGCUUGGAGCGGCGGCAGGCACGGUGUACCUGAUCAAAAACCACAACCGAAACAAGCGCGCGCUGUACGAGGACAUCUCGCUCGAUGCUCGUGACGAGGACACCGCGCUUGCGGCAAGAGAGUUCGACAUCUCACUCGACGCACGCGAUGCGGACAGCGCACUGCUCGCUCGCAAGUUUGGCUGGAAGGCCGCAUCCCACGCAGACAAGCUCGGCGUCGUGAAUGGCGUGCUGGGAGGCAUUGCCGGAGGUCUCGGAGCAGCGGCGGGCACGACGUACCUCAUCAAAAACAAGGGCAAGCGCGACGUGGACCCGUCGGCAGACGCUGCACCGUUCGAAGAGCGCAAGUUCAAGUUCCGUCACCCAGGCGCCGCGACGACGGGCGCUGCGCUGUCCUUCACGGGCGCAAACAUCGCCGCCGCGACGGGCCUCACGACGCUGUACAACAACGUGAAGGGCCGCGACGCAGAGGAGACCACUGUCCUCCGCGACGCAGAGGAGCUUCAGGCCCGCCGCGCCGACGAGGAGCUCGAGGCACGAAAGUGGUCGUUCAAGCACCGAGCCAGCGCAGCUACGGCGGGCGCCGCACUCGGCACUGUGGCCGCCACGGCAGGCAUCGUCGGUGGCUCCAUCGCGCUGUACAAUCAGCUGCACCGUCGUGAUGCCGAGGAGCUUCAGGCUCGCAUCGACGCUGAGGAGCUCGCGGCGCGCGACCCGAAGUGGACAUUCAACCACCGCCCGUCUGCUGCUACGGCAGGCGCCGCUCUCGGCACUCUCGCAGCGACCGCCGGCAUUGCUGGCGGAGGCGUCGCCCUCUACAACCAGCUUCACCGCCGUGACGCCGCCGAGGAGCUCGAGGCUCGCCGCGACAUCGACGAGGAGCUCGUGGCGCGCGACCCGAAGUGGACGUUCAACCACAAGGCCUCCGCCGCGACUGCCGGAGCGGCUCUCGGAACACUCGCGGCUAACAUCGGCAUCGCUGGUGGCGCAAUUGCCCUGCACAACGUCAUCAAGAGCCGCGGCAUCGACGAGUCCGAGGCGCGCCGCGCGUUCGAGGACCCCGAGGUUCGCCGUGCCAUCGAAGAGGAGCUCGAGGCGCGCCGCCGCAAGGCCCACAUGCCCUCGGCCGACACGGUUGGCUCGAUGCUCGGCUCGUUCGUGGGCGCUGCCUCGCUCACCACCGGCGGCGUCGCUCUGCACAACGCACUGCACCCCAAGAACUCGCGCCGCGACGUCUACGUCAUCCCCGAGACGUCGCUCGACGGCCGCGGCCAGGUGUACGAGGUCUUCAACGACCGCGAUGUGGCCGAGAACGAGGCCUUCACGUCGGCGCUGCCGGCUCGUCGCCAGGCGCAGGACACCUACGUCUUCUGAGGCGCGCGCUAUCGCCGCUCACACUCCUUCCACCCCUUUGUACCGCCCCCCUUUGUUACCGGAUCUCUUUACCCGCGCUCGAGCACCGUCUAGCCUCUGUCGCAGCCACAGACCAUUGUGGAGAG
Messenger RNA from Tilletiopsis washingtonensis, 4637 nucleotides. RefSeq lists its product as hypothetical. The transcript is spliced from 15 exons. Bases 187 to 4512 code for a protein of 1441 amino acids. Lineage: Eukaryota; Fungi; Basidiomycota; Exobasidiomycetes; Entylomatales. The record is from RefSeq and is a predicted model, not a curated record.